AUGGGUAAACUUUUUCUGGCUUUGCUGGGUAUAAGCCACGUCAAACUUUUGUUAGCUGGACCGCCCCUGGAGGAUUAUCUGGUGCGUAUGAAGGUCAACGGAAAGCUCAUCUGCAGCGGAAUUGUUGUGAAUCGGAGAGAGGUCUUAACGGCUGGGUAUUGCAAGCCUGAUCGGCAUGCGGAGAAAUUCAUUCUGGUAUUCUCCGAUGGCUCUACAAACACUGUCACGAAUAGCACUGUGUCCGAAUAUUAUACAGCCAAAGACGCCAGUGAUUUGCUGGUCCUACUUCAUUUGAGCAAGGAACUUGAGGAAAAGUUCACCAAUCCGCCACCCAUUUGCCAGUAUCGACCUCCCAUUAACCAUCAAGUGGAGUAUUGGAGCUGGAAUGGAAACGUUCUGCAGAAGAAAUACACUCCGCAGUCAACGACCUUGGAAUGCAGACGUGAAAUCAAGGAUCCCGAUGGAGUGGUCAUCGGAAAUGACAUCGUUUGCUUGAAAAACAUGCAAUAUUCCCAGGGUUGUGUGAAAAACUUUGGCAUUCCCUUCGUGUGGCGCAACAGCUUUUGUGGAAUUAACAUAUUGGGACAUAAUUGCCAAAUUGCCAGUAAAGCGGAUAUAUUUGUUCGACUGCGAACAACCAACUGA
Molecule: messenger RNA, 645 nt
Organism: Drosophila subpulchrella
Lineage: Eukaryota; Metazoa; Arthropoda; Insecta; Diptera; Drosophilidae
Exons: 1
Coding region: 1-645 (214 amino acids)
Biological process (GO): proteolysis
Molecular function (GO): serine-type endopeptidase activity
Source: RefSeq, a predicted model, not a curated record